AACACUGCAAGUGUCUACUCCAAGACCUAGGACUUCCGUUUCGGUCCAGCCGGGCUGCGGCCAUUGUUUGUGUGGACUGAGUGUUUUGGCCAUCACGGUCCACUCUCACAGGCUCCGUUAAGUGACGUGAACUCUUGGGAGGACUGAGCCAGAAGCGGACAGGGCAAGACGAGCUGUGUUUGAAGGAAGAGGGGCAGAAAAUCGAGGGUCACGGACUGAAAAGCGACUCCGGUUUAGAAACCCCGGAGACACCGGUGUAGGUGGGUACAUCACGGCUUCUCUCCCACGUUAAGACUGAACAAAGGAACCUACCUGUGAUCAGCAAGGAAGGAUUGGGUUGGCAAAGGCUCAUGCCCCCAUUUUACAGAAAGCCUGAUCUUUGACCAGAUGGCAGUAACGUUUGACGAUGUCACUAUUAUUUUUACUUUGGAAGAGUGGAAAUUCCUGGAUUCUUCUCAAAAAAGGCUCUACAGGGAGGUCAUGUGGGAGAACUACACAAAUGUCAUGUCAGUAGAAAACUGGAAUGAGAGCUACAAAUCCCAAGAAGAAAAAUUCAGAUACUUAGAAUAUGAAAAUUUUUCCUGCUGGCAAGGCUGGUGGAAUGCUGGUGCUCAGAUGUGUGAGAAUCAGAACUAUGGGGAAACUGUUCAAGGGAAAGAUUCCAAAGACCUAACACAGCAAGAUCGCUCCCAGUGUCAGAAAUGGUUAAUACUUUCCACACAAGUACCAGGGUGUGGGAACUAUGAACUGACUUUUGAAAGCAAAAAUCGCAGGAACUUAAAAUAUAAAAAUUUUAUACCUUGGCAGUCCUUAGAAACAAAAACCACCCAAGACUAUGGUAGAGAAAUCUACAUGAGUGGUUCACAUGGUUUUCAAGGGGGCAGAUACCAUCUUGGCAUAUCCAGGAAAAACCUCUCCAUGGAAAAAGAACAGAAGCUCAUAGUUCAGCAUUCUUAUAUCCCAGUGGAGGAAGACCUUCCACAGUACAUUGGGGUGAUAUGUCAGAAAGACCUACUGAAAGAUUCAAUGGAAGAAAACUACUGUGGAUGUAAUAAAUGUAAAGAAAUUUAUUGUUGGAACUCACGGUGUAUUUUCCACAAGAGAAAUCAACCUAGAGAAAACCUCUGUCAAUGUUCCAUCCAUAAAGCAUGCUUCUCUCAGAUAUCAGCCUUGUAUAGACAUCCAAGAAUCCACAUAGGUAAGAAGCUGUAUGGAUGUGAUGAAGUUGACAGUAACUUGCAUCAGAGCUCAGGAGUUCACUUUCAUCAGAGAGUUCACAUAGGGGAGGUACCUUACAGCUGUAAUGCAUAUGGUAAGAGCUUCAGCCGGAUCUCUAGUCUUCACAAUCAUCAAAGCGUUCACACAGAAGAGAAAUUCUAUAAAAUUGAGUGUGAUAAAGACCUCAGUAGGAAUUCAUUACUUCACAUUCACCAGAGACUUCACAUAGGAGAGAAGCCUUUUAAGUGCAAUCAGUGUGGUAAGAGUUUUAAUCGGAGUUCAGUACUUCAUGUUCAUCAGAGAGUCCACACAGGAGAAAAACCAUAUAAGUGUGAUGAGUGUGGUAAGGGCUUCAGCCAGAGCUCAAAUCUUCGAAUUCAUCAGUUAGUACACACAGGAGAGAAGUCUUAUAAAUGUGAAGACUGUGGUAAGGGCUUUACCCAACGCUCAAAUCUUCAAAUUCAUCAGAGAGUGCAUACAGGAGAGAAACCUUAUAAAUGUGAUGACUGUGGGAAGGACUUUAGUCACAGCUCAGAUCUUCGCAUUCAUCAGAGAGUCCAUACAGGGGAGAAACCCUAUACUUGUCCUGAAUGUGGGAAGAGCUUCAGUAAGAGUUCAAAGCUUCACACUCAUCAAAGAGUACAUACUGGAGAGAAACCCUACAAAUGUGAAGAGUGUGGCAAGGGAUUCAGUCAGCGUUCACAUCUUCUCAUUCAUCACAGAGUCCAUACAGGAGAAAAGCCCUAUAAAUGUGAUGAUUGUGGAAAGGGUUUUAGUCACAGUUCUAAUCUUCACAUUCAUCAGAGGGUCCAUACAGGAGAGAAACCUUACCAAUGUGCUAAGUGUGGUAAAGGUUUCAGUCAUAGCUCAGCUCUUCGAAUUCAUCAAAAAGUCCACGCAGGAGAGAAACCUUAUAAAUGCCAUGAAUAUUAUAAGGGAUUUGAUCGUAAUUCACAUCUUCACAAUAAUCAUAGAAGAAGAAACUUAUAAAUAUUGUUCAUUUAGUUAACAGCUUCAAUCAAAGUUUACCUAACCUUUAAACCCUAAAGUGCUGCUGAUAAGGAAAUCUUAUAAAUAACACAAGUAAUCCUAAGCAACAUUUAUAGUUUUCCCUGUCUCCCACUAAGAAUUAUUUGCUUCAAAAGGAGAUCUUUAGAAAAAUCCCUAUAUAUUUAAAAUUAUUGUGUAUUUUUCUUUACCUACUAUAAAUAUAAUGCAGUCAUAAAAUAUAUUAAACAUUUAAGGAGAAAACUUCAUUCUGUUUCAUUCUAGUCUUUUUUUCUGUGCAUUUUAGUGUGCGUGAAAUUAUAUUGUGUGUUCAACUUUGUAUUUUCACUGACUUCAAAACACUUAAAUUUUGGUUUGAAUUGAAACUGGCUGGCCAUCUGUUAAACAACAUCUCUUAACUCCCCUAAAAAGUCCCUAGGAAGUAACAGAAAAGAUGGAAACACACAGAACUUAAAACUCAGUUUUGGCCAGUAGAAUUCAGUUGUUUAUGGACAAAAGCCACCUAAUAAAAGAUAGGAAAGCAUUGUACGACCUUGUAUCUGAGACAGUGUUCACUGAGUUUUUAUCUCUGUCAACCAGAAAACCCAGGGACUGUCCUUCUGUUGCAGGGGUGCUUCACUUUGAGGUGACCACAGUGCACUCUUAUCCCUUCCCUUUCCUGGUUUUCCACGCUUAAUAAUAGGUUCAGAUACCAAAUAACAAGAAGUACAGAAUUUUCUCUAAGUAAGGUGUGAAGGGUAUGGACAAAAGUGCUAGAAAUGGAAGAUACUCUAUUGGUUUGGAAUUGGAGAUCCAAGCAGUAGAAUUUUAUUUAAUCUCAGUAGAACGGAGUGGUAAUAGAGAAAUAUCUGCAAGGACAGCAUUGAACUCAGAACUCUGUGCAACGAUGAACCCUAAAGCUAAUUAUGUAAGAAGAGAGUUUGGCCAUUAGGUUAGAAUAAAGUUAGUAGGAAUACACAGUCCUAAUUAUUGAUAUACAAGUAAGUAAUACCGAGAGAAAAAAAAAAAAAAAAAAAA
Messenger RNA from Piliocolobus tephrosceles (Ugandan red Colobus), 3243 nucleotides. RefSeq names its product zinc finger protein 214 (gene ZNF214). The coding region runs from base 388 to 2208 and encodes 606 amino acids. Gene Ontology annotation, biological process: regulation of DNA-templated transcription. The transcript is spliced from 4 exons. Gene Ontology annotation, molecular function: RNA polymerase II cis-regulatory region sequence-specific DNA binding; DNA-binding transcription factor activity, RNA polymerase II-specific. NCBI's taxonomy places the organism in Eukaryota, Metazoa, Chordata, Mammalia, Primates, Cercopithecidae. The record is from RefSeq and is a predicted model, not a curated record.